GCUGAAAUACUAAAGGCUUGUGCCAGGAGCACAGUCAGUCCUCUUAUUUUUGUUAAAUACACUGGAAAUGUUCAGAUUGCAAUUCUUUAGAUAGCUGUAAUAUUUGCUGGGCUGUGAUAUCCACCAUGUCCUACAAACACAGGGUGGUCAUGUGAUCACAGGCUGGGUCAGUCUGCACGCUACCCUAUUGAUUAUUUGGGAUAUCAGCAAAGUCCUCUCUAGAAGUCAAUUGAGGUUUAUCUGUCAUGGAUACAAAUGUGAUCCCAAAAUUCGCUUCCAAAGACGAGGAAAUUGACUUCUGGAAGACUCUUUCACUCAAGUACAAAAAAAAUUAUAAAGAGGCACAGGAGGAGUUGCUGGAGUUUCAGGAAGGCAGCAGAGAGCUGGAGACCGAGCUGGAGACACAACUGGGCCAAGCGGAGCAUCGCAUCCGAGACCUGCAGGCAGACAACGAGAGACUGCACCACGAGCUCGAUAUAUUCAGGGAGAAGUUGGAGCAGCAGUAUUCUCAGAGUUAUAAGCAGAUCUCCAUGCUGGAGGAUGACCUCAGUCAGACUCGAGGCAUCAAGGAGCAGCUGCACAAAUAUGUCCGAGAGCUGGAGCAGGCCAAUGAUGACCUGGAGAGAGCUAAGAGAGCCACAAUUACGUCUCUGGAGGACUUCGAGCAGAGACUGAAUCAGGCCAUAGAGAGGAAUGCCUUUCUGGAGAGUGAACUGGAUGAGAAAGAGUCUCUCCUGGUGUCUGUACAGAGACUUAAAGAUGAAGCCAGAGACCUGAGGCAGGAGCUUGCGGUACGAGAGAGGCAGCCGGACGUGACCAGAAUGUCCGCCCCGAGCUCUCCGACUCCAGACAAUGAUAAAACAGACUCGGCCGUCCAAGCCUCACUCUCCCUGCCCGCUACACCUCUUAGCAAGAACCUGGACAACGUUUUCACCAACCAGACUGUUUUGACCAACGGCAGCACCAAUUCAGCCCUCACUCCGUCUGCUAGAAUAUCAGCCCUUAAUAUUGUUGGUGAUUUACUGCGCAAGGUUGGGGCUUUAGAGUCAAAGCUUGCAGCCUGCAGAAACUUUGCCAAAGACCAGGCAGCCAGGAAAAACUAUGUCACAAAUGUCAACGGAAAUCUGAUUAAUGGAGAGAUGGGAAAUUACUCUCAUUCGCUCCACACGUCCUACUUUGACAAAGCAAGAGAGAGGGUCAUUUUCCCUGCAUUGCUUCUGGCAUCUACAGCUGUACCGCAGUGUAAUGCAGUUCUUCACCGCAAUGCUGAAUCAGUUUGUCCUGCACCUGAGUAUCAUUAGAUUGUUAAGGGAGGACAGUGAACGGCUUGGAUCCUGCCGUGACGAACAUUACAACCCAACCACUUUCCAACUCUCCAUCCAGCCUGGUGCUCAGCGUGUGACCCACAGACCCUUCUCACAAAAUAAAACACUACUACGCAGCAAUAUAGCAAUUUCUUUUAAUACACUACUGAUACCGACUGUCUGGGUUACAGUGGGUUACAACAGGGUUAACAGCAGCACUUUAUGCAUUUCCUCUGCUGCUGUGUGCUACACUACUACUAGUUAAGUAAUUGUUAAUAGUUCUUAAACAUGUAUAUACCCAUCUAAUAUAUUUAUGGUUGCUGUUUGUAUAGAUAUGAACUUAUAUGUACACAUUCUCUGUUCUCUACGAAUGUAAUGUCCUUUAACACAUUCUAAAAAUGUAUUUAUUGCUAUAUAUAUAUUGCUAAAUUUGUGAAACCCGAAGGAAAUCAAUAAUAUUUGUUGUGCAACACAUUAAGUGCGUUUGAAAGUAGAUAUGAUAUAUAUGCUGUAUAUUAAAGGAAGAAAAUGUGUAAAUUUGACUUAAAUGUGACAGAAACUGGUUUCCGUUUUAUAGCAAAAUAUUUAAUAUUAAUAAUGCACGCCUCAUAUUGGCCCUCCUAUUUGAAACACACUGGUGCAAGUGUCACAAAGCAAGAAUUUGGACAGAAAAGAUGAUAUGGAUAGUUAAAGCACGUUUACUAUUUAAACACUGUCUUGGUAUUACUGACAAUCGACUGACUAAUAUGACACAUUUGCCUGUAAGUCUCAGGUUGGUUUCCCAGCCUUCUAGUAUUUGUUAUAAAGUCCACACUUUAAUUUUUCACAGAUUUCCCUGGUGGUAAAUGAUAAAUCUUCAUAUAGUAUGGUUUGAAUAGAUGCACUUUGUUACUUUUGCGUGCUCAAAUAAACAGUAGUGUUCUCACUUAGA
Misgurnus anguillicaudatus (oriental weatherfish) is the source of this 2235-nucleotide messenger RNA. It is a transcript of the gene ndel1a, whose product is annotated as nudE neurodevelopment protein 1-like 1a. Gene Ontology annotation, molecular function: microtubule binding. Gene Ontology annotation, biological process: mitotic centrosome separation; vesicle transport along microtubule; centrosome localization. NCBI's taxonomy places the organism in Eukaryota, Metazoa, Chordata, Actinopteri, Cypriniformes, Cobitidae. Gene Ontology annotation, cellular component: kinetochore; centrosome; kinesin complex. The record is from RefSeq and is a predicted model, not a curated record.